AUGGGAAAUUCUCAGAAAACAUUUUUCUCUUUCCAAACCUACGAAAGCUCAAUGUACAGGGAAAUUUGGAACUCACAGGGACCAAUUCCAGGAUCAGUUUAUGAACUCCAGAACCUAACAGACUUGGUGCUUUCAUCAAAUAACUUAAGUGGUGUAGUGGAGUUAGAUAAGCUGCUUAAGCUAAAACAUUUGUCCUACCUUGAUCUCUCAUAUAAUGGUCUCUCAUUGAACAUCAACAAUAGUGUCAACUCUAUUUUUCCCUACUUUGACACGAUAAGAUUAUCUUCUUGCAACUUAAGCGAAUUUCCAAAAUUCUUGAGAGAACAUGCCGGAUUGCGUUCUCUAGACCUUUCAAACAACAAAAUUCAUGGUGAAGUUCCAAAGUGGAUAUUCGAUGUGGGGAAAGAUUCAUUGUAUGAUUUAAAUCUUUCUCAUAAUUUCCUCACCAGUUUAGAGCAUCUUCCAUUGAAAAAUCUAAGAUCAAUUGACCUACACUCCAACUUGCUCCAAGGAUCACUCCCUCUUCCACCAAACACCACAGAUUUCUUCUCUAUCUCGGACAAUAAAUUGAUAGGAGAAAUAACUCCAUUGAUUUGCGGUCUUUCACUUGCAGUUCUUGAUGUGUUUAAUAACAGUUUGAGUGGCUUGAUUCCACAAUGUUUGGAAAACUUAAGCAAUUUUCUCUCGGUGUUGAAUGUAGGGAACAAUAUAUUUCGUGGUACCUUUACUACAACAUUUACAAAAGGAAACAUGCUAAGGAAUCUUAACUUAAAUGGCAACCAAAUUAAAGGACAAGUUCCACAAUCUUUGCUCAAUUGUAGACACUUGGAAGUUCUAGAUCUUGGAGAAAGCAAGAAAAAUGAUACAUUCCCCCACUGGUUGGGAACUCUUCAAAACUUGCAGGUUCUUGUCUUGAGAUUUAAUACGUUUCAUGGUCAAAAAGGCACAUUCAAGACCAAGGCCAAACAUCUUUUCCCUAAGUUGAGAAUUAUCGACAUAUCUUGCAAUGAAUUCACUAGCCAUUUGCCAACAAAUUAUAUCAAACAAUUUGGAGCUAUGAUGAAUGUAGGCCACAUUCCAAUUUCACUUGGAAAUUUGAAAAACCUUGAAUCAUUGGAUCUUUCCUCAAACACGUUUGUUGGGGAGAUUCCUCAGCAAUUGAAAAGUUUGAUGUUUCAUGAGGUACAAAGCCUUUCAGACAACCAACUAGCAGGGCCAAUUCCUCAAGGGAGCCAGUUUAAUACAUUUGGAAAUGAUUCAUACAGUGGAAACUUGGUCUUAUGUGGAUUCUCUUUAUCAAAGAAAUGUAAGGAACUACAGCCACUGCCACCUCCACCAACACUACAACAAGACGAGAAUUUAGACAGCUCAAGCGGAUUUAACUGGCAAGUUGUAGUGUUGGGGUAUGGAUGUGGAUUUGUAUUUGGAAUGGUUGUUGGAUAUCUUAUGUUUGGACCAAUUCCAGGAUCAGUUUAUGAACUCCAGAACCUAACAGACUUGGUGCUUUCAUCAAAUAACUUAAGUGGUGUAGUGGAGUUAGAUAAGCUGCUUAAGCUAAAACAUUUGUCCUACCUUGAUCUCUCAUAUAAUGGGAACAAUAUAUUUCGUGGUACCUUUACUACAACAUUUACAAAAGGAAACAUGCUAAGGAAUCUUAACUUAAAUGGCAACCAAAUUAAAGGACAAGUUCCACAAUCUUUGCUCAAUUGUAGACACUUGGAAGUUCUAGAUCUUGGAGAAAGCAAGAAAAAUGAUACAUUCCCCACUGGCCACAUUCCAAUUUCACUUGGAAAUUUGAAAAACCUUGAAUCAUUGGAUCUUUCCUCAAACACGUUUGUUGGGGAGAUUCCUCAGCAAUUGAAAAGUUUGAUGUUUCAUGAGGUACAAAGCCUUUCAGACAACCAACUAGCAGGGCCAAUUCCUCAAGGGAGCCAGUUUAAUACUUUUGGAAAUGAUUCAUACAGUGGAAACUUGGUCUUAUGUGGAUUCUCUUUAUCAAAGAAAUGUAAGGAACUACAGCCACUGCCACCUCCACCAACACUACAACAAGACGAGAAUUUAGACAGCUCAAGCGGAUUUAAUGGCAAGUUGUAG
Messenger RNA from Camellia sinensis, 2094 nucleotides. NCBI's taxonomy places the organism in Eukaryota, Viridiplantae, Streptophyta, Magnoliopsida, Ericales, Theaceae. The record is from RefSeq and is a predicted model, not a curated record.